Molecule: messenger RNA, 2565 nt
Organism: Amyelois transitella
Lineage: Eukaryota; Metazoa; Arthropoda; Insecta; Lepidoptera; Pyralidae
Product: ATP-sensitive inward rectifier potassium channel 1
Exons: 9
Coding region: 136-1884 (582 amino acids)
Biological process (GO): regulation of monoatomic ion transmembrane transport; potassium ion import across plasma membrane
Cellular component (GO): plasma membrane
Molecular function (GO): inward rectifier potassium channel activity
Source: RefSeq, a predicted model, not a curated record
AAACAAUAAGAACAAAAUGAAAUAAAAUCAUGACUAUUGACACAGUAUCAAAAAGCGAUCCAUAGUGAGAUAAAUAGAAUCAAUAUAAAUAAAAAGUAACAAGAAUCAAUAUCAAAUAAGCAAUUAAAAACAAAUAUGGAUAAAAAAUACAUAGAUAUAGAACCAGAACGCCGUGGCAGUAGAAACCGCGCUUUAGAAAGAUCACUUAGCUAUUCGGCUGCCAUAGGUAAUGGCUCCGGCAGAUCAUCUAUAGAAAUACCAUCUAUGGCUAACACAGAGGUAUAUACAAACGAAGAAUUGAAGAAACAUUACAGAAUAUCCCAAACUUACGUUGAAGGGCGCGAAAUAUCCUUUCCAUCAGUCAAUAUUGAUAAACAAUUCGAUCCAAAUAUUGAUUGUUUGACAACGGAAUCUAGCGAUGAUGAACAAACUGAUCAAGGUUUGAUUUUGACUAUAGAUGUGGAACAAGACAGUCCUAAAUCUGAGUCGACUAGGCAUGUUUCUGAUGCGUCCACGCAACCUAUGGUUAGUUCAAGUGUUCCUGUUGAACUGUAUGAUAGAAUUGAUAUUGUGGACAGCUUGUACGAUGAACCUGAGACUUUGAGAAGUGUAGUUGGAUACUCCACACCGUAUUCUAGAAGAAGGAAAAAGGGGUCGAAACACAGACGAGCACACGUUCAACACGGCCGUCGGAUCCGAUCCCGCCGCGUGGUCCUGAAGAACGGCGAGGAGAACGUGCCUGUCAGGAGUAAUAUACCGUCCAAAUCCAUCAAAUAUAUGAGGGACAUUGUCAACACUGUUAUCAACAGCAAAUGGCGCUUCCUUAUCCUCGGCAUGAUAGUCAGCCAUUUUGUUUUCUGGCUGAUAUUCGCCGGCAUCUGGUACGCUGUCUCCGCGUCCUACCAGGACGACAUAGGAGACGGAAAGGAGCAUUGUAUCACUGGUACAUCAUCGUUUGCAGGGCUUCUAAUGAUGUCCGUUGAAACUCAGAUGACUAUUGGCUAUGGUGUGCGGUAUCCCAAUGAAGAAUGUCCCGAAGCUAUUUUCAUCAUGGUUUUGGAGAUCGUGGCCGGCACAGCCCUGUCGGGUGGUUUAUCGAGUUUGCUGUUCACAAAACUCGUGCGACCAAACAGACACGUCUCUUCUGUCGGUUUCAGCAAGAGAGCUGCUGUGUGCCUGAGAGACGGUGAUCUCUGCCUCCAGUUCAGGGUUUGGGAUUUGCUGAAUCAUCACCUUAUUGGAAGCACCAUUACUGCAUACAUUUUGAAGCCAAUUAGAACUCUAGAAGGGGAAUUGGUACACAACUACAUCCAGUCUCUGAAGCUCAAACAAGCCAACGCCUUUCUAUUGUGGCCCAUCACAGUAGUCCAUGUGAUAGACUCAGAGAGUCCUUUAUACGAGUUCUCAGCACAGGACAUGAUGGACUAUAGGUUUGAGAUCGUGGUGUGCCUGACUGGUUCCUCCAAGAACAUGGGUACGGUGACUCAAAGCAGGACCUCAUACUUGUCCAAGGAAAUCAUGUGGGGAUACCGGUUCAAGAAUGUUUUGCACUACUCCAAAAAGGCGGAAGCUUACGAAAUCGAUUCUGACAACCUUAACUCCGUAGAGCAAGUCGAAACUCCACUCUGCAGCGCCAGCCGACUGAAGACUUUCGAGGAGGACAUCAAGUCUUCCAGGAACAUCCUGUCUACCCCCACAAACGUUUCCAUUUCCCCCACCAACAUCUCCCUAAGCCAGGACAGUCAGGACACGUCCACGCAACAAGGGGAUUCGCUCCCUUCGUCACCCAGUUUGAACAGGAUAGCUGGGACCCAAAGAAGCUUCGGGUGGAGCUUUAGGAGAUUCCAGCCCGAAAGAUAUUUCGGGAAUCAAAAGGAUUCAUAACUUUAGUUAUAAGAGAACCGCUUCCGAACGUUAUCCUCCUUUUUUAAGUCGGUAAAAUUUAUUAAACCUUCUCAUAAGUGUAAAGAACACUUUUUUGAAAGACAUCAAAAUCGGUUCAGCGAAAUGCGAGAUUAUCGAGGACAAACAUACAGGUCACACUGAGAACCACUUUUUUUAAGGCGGUGAAUAUCCGGUAAUAAGACGUUUAUAAGUUGCCUUAACAAUAUUCGAUAGAGCAGAAUCGUUCCAAAUGAAAAACUAAAUAAAAUAACGACCUUAUACCUACCAGAAGUAAUUAAACUUGAAUUCCAAAAACAAGAUGUCUCCUGCUAUAUCAUAUUAUUACAAUCAACAAACACAUCAGUGCAUACAGUUUCUGAUUAAUAAAACAAAAUAAUGACAUAUUUUUAUCCAUUUAAUCUAAAGUAGACAAGAAAAGCUUUAAUUUUGUUUAAUAAUAAAAAGUCUAUAUUUAAUGAUUAUACUUAAUGUAAUUUUUUAAUUAUUCAUUUCGCGCAAGUGAUUUUUUGUAUAUUUAAUGGGUAAAUUAUUGAUGUCUAUAUAAUAUAUAAUUUCUUAUAUAAUUUAAAUCGUUGUGAGAUCUAUAGCGAUGAGUUUACGAAACAUAAUAACGUAAAAAAUUUUACGACUAUAAAUACUUAACUUAAGAAACAAAAAUAA